AGCGGCAUUCGAUGUAGUCCCAGCAUGCUCUCUUCGGUUAUCCAACAUGGCAGUGAGCCUUUACGUGAACCGCACGGAGUUAUGGCUUGCAAAUGCAAGUUUCCGACCAUCUUUUCGCCUUCCAGUACAUUUUCAUCCUAGCAUAUUUUUGAAAUGGUUUCCAGGCCACAUGGCAAAAGGUUUUCGAAAGAUGCAACUAAAGCUUCCAAAGUGUGACUGUGUUGUGGAAGUUCAUGAUGCAAGAAUUCCCUUUACUGGGAGAAAUCCCAAAUUUCAAAAUAAUUUAUCAAGCAGGCCACAUGUACUUGUGCUUAACAAGAUGGAUCUCAUAGGAAUGGCCAAGCAAAGGGAGAUCCUGAGGCAACUGGAAAGUGAGGGAACUAGAGCUGUGCUUACUGACAGUAAAUCACAAUAUCAUUACAGCAUUAAAAGGGUUAUACCAGCUGUCCUUGAAGCAGUAAAGGAUGCUGAAUAUGAAGGAACAUAUAUUAGAUCAAAUCCAGACAAGCCUUACAAUAUUUUGAUCUGUGGUUUGCCAAAUACUGGAAAGUCGUCUUUGGUAAAUGCACUCCGAAGAAAAUACAUGCGAAAAGGCAAAGCAACCAGAGUGGGUGCUGUUCCAGGGAUAACAAGAUCCAUACAAGAGAAAAUUAAGGUUUGUGAUGAGCCAGUAACAUACAUGAUUGACACUCCAGGUGUGGUGGCUCCAUAUAUACCAACUGCAGAAGUAGGAAUGAAGCUAGCAUUAAUAGGUUGCUUUAAAGAUCAUAUUGUUGGUGAGGAAUUGAUUGCUGAUUAUCUGUUGUAUACCUUGAACAAAGAAAAACGUUUUGAAUAUGUGGAAAGUUUUGGCCUCAUGAACCCUAGUGAUAAUGUGAACUUUGUCAUGAGACAGUGGGCUAACAAACUAGAUGCUACAAUAUCGGGUGGAGUACCAGAUUAUCGCAGAGCUCAUGUUGAUUUCCUCAAAAGGUUUAGAAGAGGAAUGUUGGGACAUGUACUACUUGAUCGUCAGUUACUCAAGGAAAAACAAAAUUUUUUACCAACAAGUCUGGGACAGUAAACAUGAAAAGGAUUGGCACUGUUGUUCAUCAGUGCCUUUCAAGCAUAGCAGCAAUUGCCCACAUUUGGCAAUAGGAUGGAGAGCUUUCCACACUUUUAAUGCCACACUGCCAUGUUUGGCUGGGUUUACAGAAUUCCUCUCUUCUGUGACUUGAUACAGAAGGCAGGGCAGUCCCAGCAGGCAGCAAUAGUAUUUAUGAACAUGUAAAAUAAAAUUAUUUGGUUUGAUUGUUAGA
Messenger RNA from Stylophora pistillata, 1298 nucleotides. RefSeq names its product mitochondrial ribosome-associated GTPase 1. Lineage: Eukaryota; Metazoa; Cnidaria; Anthozoa; Scleractinia; Pocilloporidae. Gene Ontology annotation, cellular component: mitochondrion. Gene Ontology annotation, molecular function: GTP binding; GTPase activity. The record is from RefSeq and is a predicted model, not a curated record. Gene Ontology annotation, biological process: mitochondrial translation.